This is a messenger RNA of Rhodofomes roseus, 1133 nucleotides long. Its product is annotated as ADK-domain-containing protein. The record is from RefSeq and is a predicted model, not a curated record. Gene Ontology annotation, biological process: nucleobase-containing compound metabolic process. Gene Ontology annotation, cellular component: mitochondrion; cytoplasm. Lineage: Eukaryota; Fungi; Basidiomycota; Agaricomycetes; Polyporales; Fomitopsidaceae. The transcript is spliced from 5 exons. The coding region runs from base 88 to 1050 and encodes 320 amino acids. Gene Ontology annotation, molecular function: AMP kinase activity; ATP binding.
GGUCCGUCGCAGCACUUGGACAGGAAGACGACCACCCACGUCCUCGAGGCACCUUUAUACGCUCCGCCUCGUCCAAUCGUCGUGUGCAUGUCUCUGUCGGGUCUUCUCAGCGCCUCCCUUCGGCCGAAGAAUGUGGGCACCCAUCGACGGGCCUUCCGAUCAUCCGCAAUCACGUACAAGGCCCUCGCAUUCUCUCUGAACAACGUUGCGUCGAGUGUAGUGAAGCCUGAGGCGACCGCUGACCAUGGCGAGGGCAAAGUGCUGCGAAUGCUCAUGUUCGGCAAGCCCGGUGCGGGCAAGGGCACGCUGUCGGGGCGACUGGUGAAGAAGUAUGAUGUCUUGUCUCUGUCGACGGGAGACCUACUUCGACAACAUAUCGCUGAACGGACGGAGGUUGGGUUGAUGGCGGAAGAGAUCGUCGCCUCUGGUGGACUACUGCAGGAUGAUAUCAUGCUCAAGGUCGUUUCAAGCAAGCUGGAUCUGCUUCAUAAUAAGCACUGGCUGCUUGACGGCUUCCCUCGUACAGUUGGACAGGGUAAACUGUUUGAUGACCAUCUGAGACGGCGAGGAACGCCUCUCAGUCUGAUCGUCAACUUGGAUGUCGCCGACGAGGUCAUCCUGAGUCGGAUAUCUGACCGCUGGGUUCACCUAUCAUCUGGUCGCGUCUACAACCUGUCAUAUAACCCGCCCAAAGUGCCAGGCCUUGAUGAUGUGACAGGUGAACCUCUUACCAAACGACCUGACGACAACCCGGCUGUGUUUGCUCGUCGGCUGGAGAAAUUCUACGAAUCAACGUCACCUCUCCUCGACUACUACCGGGCUGAAGCUCCCCGAUCCGGAGUGAAGCUCGUCACACUUUCUGGCUCGACAUCAGACGAGAUCUGGCCGCAGCUCGAAAACGUCGUGCGCACGCACUUUCCGCACGUGAAGGAGCGCGCGGAGAGCAGGGAGCAGAAAAGGCGGACAAGCCUGAGUGAGGCUGUUAUGGCUAGAAAGGACCAUGUCUCGAGUGCUCGGGAGGAGUCUUCAGCUGGGCAGCUGAAGCACUGAUGCGCUGGUUUACGUUUUAUGCUUGGAUAUCUUCUCGUUCGUUCCCUUGUUUCGUCGUUGCUCUUUGCAACAAUGUUUGUCGU